GUGUGUGUGUGUUCAUAGAGAAAUCGAGGAUGGCUUGUUCUGCUGAAACCCCCCUCCCACUGCGCAGGCUUCAGUCGAUCAUUUUAAUCUCCCCCCCACACACAGGCAGACGGACAGACGGCAGGACGGAUACACGGGUGGGGGCUGUGCUAGGCGGCUCGGCGGCAGGCUGGUGGAAGAUGUCGUCAGGAGCCGGUGGGAGGGGUGGCAGGCGGCUCAGGGGGACAGCAAGCAGCGGUGGUGGAGGAGGGAGAGGAGGGGCAGGAGAGGCAGAGGAAGGCCCAGUGGGGAUCCCUUUCCCUGAGCACAGCGCAGACAUCCUGGGCAGCCUGAACAAGCAGCGGCUCAGCGGCCUGCUGUGCGAUGUGCUCCUGGUUACGCAGGACCGGGAGUUCCCAGCUCACCGCUCCGUCCUGGCGUCAUGCAGCUCCUACUUCCACAAGCUCUUCACUUCAGGGGCCGCCGCUGACCAACAGAACAUCUACAACAUCGACUUUGUGUCGGCAGAUGCUCUGGGAUCGUUGCUGGACUUUGCCUACACAGCUACAUUGACAGUCAGUCACAGCAGUGUGGCUGAUAUCCUUGCUGCUGCACGCCUCCUGGAAAUCCCACCUGUCCAGGACGUCUGUACACACCUGCUGGACACCAAAGUGCUCUCCCUGCCGACGGGCAGUGAGCAAAGAGAUGAAGAUGAAGAUGAGGAGGGGAAGGGCAGAGGAGGCAGGGAGCAGGGGAACCGAGUGCGGGCCAAGGAAUACCUGGAGUACUUCCAGAGAGGGGCGCACUGGAGCAGCAGCUGCAGCACGCCAGAGCUCAGGGACCUGCCCACACACCUGCACUUUAACCACGGGAAUGGGGGGGGGCCCAGCAACGGGACUCCUGCUGGCCCUGGUGAGUACUACUCCCCCCUGGCCCUCGCCUUGGCUCAGGCCCCCACACUGGAGCCAGAGGAAGAGGAAGAGGAUGAAGAGGAAGAUGAGGACGGGGAGGCGAUGCAGGGGAACGGAGCAAGUCUGGGGUCGUCUUACUACCCUCCAUCCCAAAAUGGGCACUUCUACCUCCCCCCUGAGUCUAGGCGGGGGCAGCAGACAGAGGUGGAGGAUGGAAGUAGAGAGGCGAGGGAGAGGGGUUCUGCCAGUGCCCUCCUGCAGCAAAUGAUGGACUCCAUCGAGAGGCAGAAGGAGCGUGAAACAACCGGGGAGGAACAGGGCGACGGGGAUGACCCCGACAUGGAAUUUUACUUGAAUUAUUUUAACAGCACGCAGCAUGAGGACCCAGCCUCUGCCGCCAUGACGCAGGGAGUGCCGCCGCUCUGGUUAUCACGGGGCAGAACGGGCCAAGACAGAGUAGGAGAAGGAGGAAGAGAGAGGGGGGGGGGAGAGAGAGGCAGCGGGGUCGGAGGAGGUGGAGGCGAGAGGAAGAUGCGCUCCAAGGCCUUCCAGAAAUGCCCCAUAUGUUCCAAGGUCAUUCAAGGAGCAGGCAAGCUACCCCGCCACAUCCGAACGCACACGGGAGAGAAACCUUAUGAAUGCGCCAUCUGCAAAGUGCGCUUUACCAGGCAGGACAAGCUCAAGGUUCAUAUGCGGAAGCAUACAGGAGAGAAGCCUUACCUGUGUACGCAAUGUGGAGCCGCCUUUGCUCACAACUACGACCUGAAGAACCACAUGCGCGUACACACCGGCCUGCGCCCCUAUCAGUGCUCAAGCUGCUUUAAGACUUUCGUGCGCUCGGAUCACCUGCACCGCCACCUCAAGAAGGACGGCUGCAACGGCAUCCCCUCUCGUCGAGGCCGAAAGCCUCGGGUGCGAGAGCCAGGGCUCCUUGAUGCCCCCCUGGGUCUGCUGAGCCCAAGCUCCGACACAGGCCCUGGGCCUCGUACCAUCAGGGGCCGGCGGCGAUCGGAGGCAUCCUCCGCAGCAGAGGUUGAGGGGGCUGCUGGAGCCCGUGCACACAGUCCUCAACUGCAGGACUUGGCAGGGGAGGCGGGGCCCUGAGACUGCAGCGGCGACAAGGACACUGCUGGACACCAUAGUCACUCUGCACCGCCUGUGAGACAGGCCAGUGAACAGAGAGGAGAAAAAAACACGCAAAGGCAAACUUUAAAAAACAACAACAACUAACUAUUCCUCUAUAAACCAAAUCAGGGUGUCACAAAAAAUCUAAUCUUUAUAUUUCUUUCUCCUUUUACUUUAGGAAAUGGAGUAGACUUGCAAGCACUUGAGUCGGUUUAUCUGUUAAAGAGCAAAGAACGCUUCAAAUCAUGCACCCAUGACGUCCACUUUCUGGGCCAUUUCUUUCUUUAUAAUAAUAGGGGUUUUAUACAUUGGCAUAUGUGCGUAGGCAAAUGUAUGAUAGAUACAAAAAAAAAAAAAAAACUAUGCAGUUGAUUUAGAUUUUUAUUGGUUUUGUCCUCACAGCCUUCAAAGCUCUAAGCAAGGUGUCUAUCAAGCACCUUCUGGCUGCUGUACGGGUGAAGCGAGGACAAAUCCUCCCAGUGAAAACAACUCUUUUUCUAUUCUUUUGCAGUUCUGAAAUGUACAGUUACCAUAGAAACAACAUUGCCACAAAAUGGCAUAUGCAAGGAAAAACUCACCACAAUUUUGAUGCAACAGUUUUUUCUCUCUAAAUGUUCCAGAAAGAAUCAGACAAGGGUUUGAUUGAAGUGUUACUUACUCUAUAAAAAUGCGUUUUAAGAAUCUAUGGUUUGUCUUAUUGCAAAACAAAUUCAUGUUGAGUCAAAUCCACUUUAAUGGGGGCUCUUCAGUUGCAGGACUAGGGAAUACGAGGGGUGGAGGGUUUGUGUUUUUAAAGCACUACCACCGUCAAUGUAUCUGUUGGCUCGACUACUUUGCCUCUUAUCCCUCAGAACCCUGCAAUUUCAGCAUUUCUGUUUUCCCUUUAGAUUUUGUCUUAAUUGUUUGUCGUUCCUUUUUGUUGACUGCUUCGGGUACUUGACACUUUAUAAUUGUAUACAUGUAUAUACAGCAGGUGGUGAUAUUGACAUUAGUCCCCUCUUAAUGCUGAGGUGUACUUACCAAUCCUCUUAGGCUUGAUGUCAUAUUUCUCACAGAGUGAAGCUUGUGGGUGGGCGAAAUAAACCUGUAUGAAUGUCUGAUGGGGAAAAAAAAAAACCCAUUGAGUCACCCAUUUGCCCUAAACUUAACUUAAGUUUAGGGUUUAACUUAACUUGAUUUGUAUAGUUCCUGCCCAAAGGAUGAGAAGGUUGAAUGAAUGAAUGUGCUUAACUUUGUGCAGUUUUUCGGAAUCUGUCCUUGUGUGACAAGGCGCGGGUAGCAUUUAACCAACCGCAGGUUAAAGGAAUGGCAGGGAUCCCGAGUGAGAGAAUGACAAAGAGUACGAAGAAGAGAUAGAUGAGCACCUUUUUUUUCCCUAUGUUUGCACAGCUUUACUAAAGAUAUCCAACAGAGCGAGAGAGAGAGGUUAUAUUUAAAGGAAGUGGGCUGGUGUUGGGGAGGGAGUGAGUGGAGGUUUAUGUAUCAUGCUUAUUCCAAUCUUUUUUGCCCUAGGGACCACACAACCAUGAGGCAACCUGUAUGAUGAAGAGAGCAAUAAAUACCUGUCCAAGUUGGGAGGCCAAAUAGGAGCGCAGCUGCAGCUGGUUGAUGGGGGAGGGGAACAAGGGAAGGGGAGGGGGAUCUCACAAUGUCUGUUGCAUUCCAAAAAAUAAUCUCCCCCAGCUCAGCCACGUUUCCAGGCAGGAGGGGAUCAAAUCAGGCCUUUUCUCUCCCUCUCUCUCCCUCUGUAUUCCUCUAAUGCCCCCGAACUAGCCUAGAGGGGAUAUUAUUAUAUUAGAGCCUGGUGUUACUGUGGGUAGGAUGCCUGGUGCUGGCAGUUUAGUUUGCGAGUGUGUUUAUAUGUACGUGUGUUUGUGUACAUGUGUGUGCGUGGCAGCCAGGGUCGCUCUGGCCACAUCAUCAGUGUGUGAGUCAGCCACAGCCUGUUCAAACAUGCACCCUGAGCUGCCAGCCCCAAUGCACUUUCUCUGUCUCUCACACACACACAGACACACGCACACACACUCUGCUCACUGGGCCCAGGUAUCCUGUAGAGAAUGGGAAAGCACCAGAUCUGACAUAUCUGUUUGAAUAUUGCAAGUGACUCCAUACAUCUGGAUUUGUUAGUCUUAAAAUACCCAAGUUUUGUUAUUGUGAUCCAAAUCCAAUGUUAUUUUUUCAAAAUAGCACAUUGAGCUUUUGAGUCAAGAGAACAUGUGUGUCACAGCCACCCUGUAAUUUCUGCAGUAGUGCUAUAGUUCAUCUAUCAGUCCUUUUUGCACCUUGAUUGGAAAGAGGCAGGUUAUGAAUGCACUUUGUUACUGAGGAGGGCACUUUUGUCAAGAAAAACGGGUACUUUCAAACAAACUUCUGUCCAUGGUGGUGAAGUUGAGCUCCUCCACUGGUUUGGUUCAGGUUUUGACGACCAAGCUGCCAAAAAAAAACAAUCUAAAAGAUCCCUAAAAGAGACGCCGGGUGGGUUUCCGAUACAACCGUUGAGUUUUGUGACCUUUUAAAAGACUAAAUCAAUCCAUGUAGCUGAUCGCACUUGAAGUUAGUUGAUGCUGAAAUCUAGCAGAGUUGUCUGUUAAGUCUUAAUGUAAAGGAAGCGGCUAGAAGAAGGAGGCAGACAAAGAAGAAAGGGCGCUGGGUGUGUGUGUGUGUGCAUGCAUGCAUUUUCUUUUCGUGCAUGUGCACAAGCAUGUGUUGCAGGCUGGAGGGUCUCAGGACAAGCUUGGAUAAACAAACUUUGUGUCUGCCCCAUCUGUUCACCAGCUACUCUCAUAACUACACGUGUUCUCCGAGGAGCCACAGUGAAAAUAGGUCCACUGUACCACAGAAGCAAAAAUACCAUAUUGUAAAACAACUCAUUGGACAGUUGCUUGUUUACUUCACGGCUCUCUUGGUGCAGAUUUGCAUACCUUUUUGUUUACCCUUGUUGGUGAUUGUCAGGGGUUGGCUACGUCUUCAUAGUUUUAGUUUCUUUUUUUGCUUCUCCGUUAUGAUGAAGAUGGGGUUUAUUAAUUCGCAGUUUGACUCCCACAGGCUGACCAAUGCAGGCCGGGUGUGUGAUUUUCAUGUAGUGUACUUCAUGUACUUGGUAUGGACCGCUUAAAUCACUUUUGUGUUGAUGUGGCAGGAUGUCAGACCUGUUUGCCAUCUUAAACACUGUUUCUUUGGACCUUAAUAUUUCCCCGCAAGUCUUACGUUGUUUUGUAGAUUAACCAAAGCUUUUGCCCUCGAUCUUAGUCUACUGUAGACUAGAGAUAUUGAAAGUAUGUCUAUAAUUUAUCCCGACUGGGACUCCCAGAUUUAGCCACACACAGAUGCCCUCCUCUUGAAUAGAUAUGCAGAAAUGUGUGUGAAAUCAUACAGCUAUUUACUUGAGUUUGCUUUCUCUUGCUCUUUGUAUCCUUGUGGACAAUAGAAUCAGAGGUUUAAGGAUGUAUGGUUUAUUUCUGUCUGUCUACACUUGUUUUCUUAAAAUAACUUGUUGUGCUACAUUUUUUUUUCUAACAAUUUUACACGGCUGUGUGUGUAUGUGUGCGUGUGUGUGGGUUGGGGUCAUGGUUUUGGGUUGCUGUGCCAGGAGGGUGGGGUAAAUGGGUGCUUGGGUGGGGUUAUGGAUAUAAAGCCUGAUAGCACUGGAAAUGGUGCUUUAGCUGAGAGAGCAAAAGUUUGCACUAAUGUUAAAUGUCCUUGUCCUGCUUAUGGGAGAAGGGCAGGCGACCUCAGAAAGGCCUGCGAGUUUCCAUGAGCACAGAGCAGUGUGGUUAAUCAAUGGUCUCUUAAAGAGUCCAUCCAACCCAUCCGUAGAAAUAAUCAUGUACAGUAUAUUAAGAAAUAUACAGACGUCCAACAACAACAAAUACCAAAGGAGAAGAAAUGGCUUGCAUUCAAGUCAUUGGACAUUUUAAGCUACCGAGUUGGAUUAAUAAGUUUUGUUGUUAAAUCUGAAGGCUCUUGAAAAGAGAACUUUUGAUGGACACUAGAAAUGGUGUGAUUACAGUUCUUCAUAUUAAGAAAUAUUCCAAAUAUACAACAUUGAGGCACUUAGAAAGUUCAAAGCCUCACCGAAAUCAUUUGAAACCUUUUUGAGUUUGUCCUGGUCUGAUGGCUGAGAUGUACCGUGUGCAGGUGCCAGAUAGAUUAAAUCCAGUUCUUUUUUCAAUUUUACAGAUGGGAUCUUAUCAACAUUUGUCUCAUGUUCAGUCAACUGAUGAAUAAUGAGAAUGAAAUAUAUUGGGUUUUGUUGAACACUGUUAUUUUGAUAAUUGCUGAACUGGAUGUUUUCAGUUUACUGUCCGAAAAAAAAAAAAAGAUUGAAUUGAAAUGUAAUUGAAGCAGACUGGGACUUUGUGGCCUUGUCUGAGCAGCACUAAGCUUGUUUGUUUUUUAAUGUUUCCAGACAGUUGUAUUGUGCAGUGUGGGGCUGAGGCUCCCUCCCACCAGGUUGACAAUGCUAACAUCAAGGGCCACAGUGUGGCAGGAACUGACAAAACUCACAACUUUUGUCUAUUUUUUUUUUUU
Molecule: messenger RNA, 6545 nt
Organism: Perca fluviatilis (European perch)
Lineage: Eukaryota; Metazoa; Chordata; Actinopteri; Perciformes; Percidae
Gene: zbtb7a
Product: zinc finger and BTB domain containing 7a
Exons: 4
Coding region: 30-1994 (654 amino acids)
Biological process (GO): regulation of transcription by RNA polymerase II
Molecular function (GO): protein binding; DNA-binding transcription factor activity, RNA polymerase II-specific; RNA polymerase II cis-regulatory region sequence-specific DNA binding
Source: RefSeq, a predicted model, not a curated record